Messenger RNA from Papilio polytes (common Mormon), 1389 nucleotides. RefSeq names its product protein amalgam-like. Gene Ontology annotation, cellular component: plasma membrane; axon. The record is from RefSeq and is a predicted model, not a curated record. The transcript is spliced from 12 exons. Gene Ontology annotation, biological process: axon guidance; cell-cell adhesion. The coding region runs from base 232 to 1293 and encodes 353 amino acids. NCBI's taxonomy places the organism in Eukaryota, Metazoa, Arthropoda, Insecta, Lepidoptera, Papilionidae.
GCUUGUUCUGAAAGCGAAGCGUUCGAAAAAGUCGCCUCAGUAAGAGUUUUGGAGCACGACGGAACAGUCGCGUUUUAACCGCUCGAUAUCCGAAAGUGCCUAUAGUAAAGGGAUGUGCCUUCAGUGAAAGUGUAACUCAGUGAUUAUCGUAAUAGAGUUUAAAAUCGUUUGUUCGUUUACGUAAUACUGUAGUGUUUUGUUCUUGUGUGAGAUACAAAAAUAGCUGCAGCGAUGGAAUUAAGAUGGGUUUUGAUCAGCACGGCGUUCUUAGCAGUGGUAUGCUUCGCACAGAAUACAGAAGCGCGGCACUCGAUGCACCGGCGACAAACUGACGACUAUGACGUGCUUUCUGACGCGGCAGUUGACGAUGAGGCGCAGAAUGACGGGGAUGGAGGUAAUGACGCGGAUGAAGAACCGGAAGUAUCGGCGGUGAUUCUGACGCAGCCGACCCAUUACAACAUAACACUAGGGAAUAGCGUCAGACUGGAAUGCAAAGUGUCACCCGCUGAUGGCACAGUCGUUCAAUGGACUAAAAACGGCACUAUGUACUUCUUUGGUACAUUGAAGACUCAAGACCAGCAUGUGACUUCAUACACACAGGACCAGAGAAUAUCUAUUCCAGCAAACUCCACCGACCUGCUCAUUAAAGAUGUUACUAUAGCUGACAGCGACUCGUACAAGUGUGAAGUAUUGCAAACAAACAGAGUCGCGGUGGAACAUACUUUGAACAUCCAAGAAAUGCCGAAAAUAAUCAAGUUCUCUGCGUCUAACAACGGAGAGGUAGUCGAGGGUUCAAACUUGAUGCUGACCUGCGUCGUCGGCGGCUCGCCGCCCCCACAGAUCAUCUGGUCCAGAGACACUGGCAAUGGCAACGAGCGCCUGCAAGAAAAGGACGGCGAAUUCUCAAUCAACAGUUUGUAUAUUAAAAACGUAAAGGCGAGCGACGCGGGCAAAUAUUACUGCUAUGCUUUCAAUGGAGUCGGCAACAAGCAGGCGGAACUCACCGUUGUUGUUAAAAGUAAACCUCGUGUCCACGUGCCCAAAGCUAUCAUCAACUCUGCUGUGAACGUCGAGGCAGUGCUGCAAUGCUCCGUGCACGAAGCAGCUCCAUUUUUAUUAAAAAACAAACAUGUUUUUUUAUUUUGUUUUUUCCUUUUAUUUUUUUUAGAAGCUCAACCAGAGUUGAUCCAGCAUGCGUCAGUGUACCGAGGCAACUCCGGUAAUUCCAUCAGACCAACAAUCUUCAGCGCAAUCUCCACAACUCUAAUGUACCUUCUUGUUCGAAUGCUUUAAACUGAUAGCCUAAAUUAUUUAUUUGUUAGUAUCGAUAAUUUAAUGGAGGGAAGACGAGACGCACAACACUAUUUGUCAAAAAAAAAAACAAAAAAA